Messenger RNA from Ostreobium quekettii, 897 nucleotides. The record is from the annotation of a GenBank genome assembly. Lineage: Eukaryota; Viridiplantae; Chlorophyta; Ulvophyceae; Bryopsidales; Ostreobiaceae.
AUGGCAUUUCAUGCCGUGGCCGACGUCGUUUUUGGGCUGCGCUUUCCUUUGGGGGCCCUCUCGAGUGACGAGACGUUCGGGCACUUUCGAGCAUGGGCAGCCGGGUGGUUCACUCUGGGCAUGGACCUGCCGUUCUCAACAUACCGCCGGGCGUUGCAGGCCAGGGAGGCUUUGGUGGACGCACUGACCGAGGAACUUGAACACAUUGCCAAACAUCCCGAGUCCGACAGGCAGCCGGGGCUGCGAGAACUGGUGGCCGCUCGCGACAACGACGGCUACAGGCUGAGCACGAGCGAGAUCAUUGCGAACAUAAUUGGGACCAUUUUCGCAGGAUACAGCACCGUUGCCGGCAUGAGCAUGCAGAUGAUGAUGGCAUUGGCAAAGCAUCCGAAGGUGUGGAACAAGCUCAAGGACGAGCAGGAGAGGGUGGUGGCCGAGCUCGGGCCCCAAGUGACCGGCACGGCACUGGGCCGCAUGUCCUACGCGGAGGCCGUGAUCCGGGAGGUCUGCCGCACCGCAAAGUUCGGCCCCCAGUUCAGAUUAGUCACCGAAGCAAUGGACGUGGACGGCUACCACAUACCCAAGGGCUGGCUGCUCGUGCUGUACGCCGCCUUCUCCGAGUGCUACCUCGACGACCGGUGGCCGAUGGAUGACUCAUUCGAUCCGGACAGGCACCUGUCCGUGCCCGACUCGCGGAAGAGGUGGCCCCUGAACUUCGGCUGGGGGCCCCACGUGUGCAUGGGGCGGUUCCUGUCGAUGGUGGAGCUCAAGGCCCUGCUGGCCAGCCUCGCCAGGGGGUACACGGUGGAGCUGCUCGAGCCCGACGCAGAGCUGAGGUUCCCCACUAUGGAGCCCCCGGGGGGGAUGCCGGUCGUCGUGAGGAGGUCGGACGGCUGA